CCUUUCUGUGUGGUUAUUGGCCACAGCUGAGCAGACCGGGAACAGUUUGAAAGUUAUUGGUAACAGGGUGUGUGCGACUUUUCCGUUUGUGUGUAUAUGACAAACUGGUUCGAAUCUGUAAUGUCGGUAAUUUACCGUUUAUAGUGCCUUUAACAAGAGCCUAAGAACACAAUUUUAUUGACAUUAUCGCUUAGAAGGAGUCGAACGAAUUUGCCACUUUUGGGCGAAAAGCGUCGUGAACAAACGCCAUGUCUGACGUACAAGUGGCGGAUUUGUCGUCGUUCGUAAACGUCGAAUUCGAAGAAGAGGACAAUAACAACAACGACGUUCCCGUCGUGACACAAGCUCUCUUCCAGAAUGAACCGGAGGAUGAGUAUGAAAGUGAGGACGAUGAAGACACUGAUGACGAUGACAGUGGCACAGACAACUUUCACUGUGAAAAAUCAGGGACUCAGCUGCAGAGAUGUGAACGCAGUGGUGGAGGAGCCUCAGCUCUGCCUGACACCUUUCAGACCAGCCACUUGCUCUACUAUGAGAGGUUCAAGGCGUAUCAGGACUACAUGCUGGGAGACUGUAAACCAUCUGAGGUUAAGGACUUUGUAGCAGACUACCUAAAGAAGGUGGUGGAGCCGUGUGAUUGGCAGGCUUUGUGGUGUACCAACGUCUUUGAUGUUCUUGUAGAGGUGUGUGAUCUUGACGAUCUGAAGGCGUGUGUGAAGCUGGUGCUACCGCUGCAGUGUGACACCAGAGGCUGUGACCUCACUGAAGACUCCAUGAAAUCUCUGCUGGAGGCCACCCAGCACAAGGUCUCUCUGCAGGAGCUGCACGUGGUCUUUGACGAGUCUGGUGAACUCGAUCAGACUGCCCUGGCUCUGGAGCAUCUGAGGUUCUUCAACAAGCACAUCUGGAGGCAGUGGGAUGAUGAAGAUGAAGAUGAUGACUUUGACUACUUUGUUCGUUGUGUCGAACCCCGUCUCAGGCUAUACUAUGACAUCCUGGAGGACAGAGUUCCAGCCGGCUUAGUGGCAGAGUAUCAGUCUUUGCUGGAGAAAACCUCUCAGUGCUUCCAGGCCUUCACUGCUCUCCGCAGCGGCCUGAGCACAGACUCUGACUCUGAGCUCGAUAACGUCUCCAUGGUCGAGGGUCUGAAGCUCUACGACCAGCUGGAGACAUUCAAACGCAAACUGCACAUCAUCGAGAACCCCUUGUUGAGGUAUGUGCUAGGCUACAAAGGAAAUGCCAGGCAGCAGUGUGUUCAGAGUCGUGGCCAGAGAGAGUCAGGCGUGAAGGUGGUCCAUGUCGUCACAUCCUCCUGCAGCUCCACCCAGCUUCAGUCUCUGCUCACUACCAGACUCCUGCCUCUGUCCUCCAGUGGAGACGCAGAGAUCCAGUUUCACAGAGAGCCAGUCUCGGCCGUGGACUCGUGUCACGAGGACGACAUGGUCAUUGUUCUACCAGGCUUUUACAGUGUCAACAGCACCAUCUUCAUACCAGACUCCGUCACUGUAGAAGGUUUUGGUUUUCCUGAUGACGUGGUGAUUGAGAAGAAAAAUAACGGUGACUCGUUUUUGGAAUGCACAGGGGCCAACGUCAAACUGUCCAACAUCAAAUUUAUUCAACACGGCGCCAUUGAAGGCAUUCUUUGUGUGCGUCAGGGAACACUGACCAUGGAGAACUGUGUGCUGCAGUGUGAGACCACUGGAGUUAUUGUCCGCACGUCGGCCCACCUGAACAUGAACAUGUGUGACCUGUAUGGAUCUAAGGGGGCAGGGGUAGAGAUUUACCCCGGCAGCGUUUGCAGUCUCAUCAGUAGUGCCGUCCAUCACUGUAAGGACGGGAUCCUCAUCAAGGACUUUGCAGAUGAACUUGAUACACUGCCAUCCAUCACCAUGGAAAAUAAUGUGAUCCACAACAACGAAGGUUAUGGAGUGAUAUUAGUGAAGCCCAACACAGGCGACCAAGAGGGCCCUCCAGUGGACAGGAGUGACGAACAACCAGGUAAAGAGUUUCAUGUCAGAGCUGCUGAAACUGAGGAGCAGGGAGGAACUUCCAUCCCAGGCUCCGCACCUUCGUUGUUGUCAUCGUCCUCCGGCUCCAGCUCUGCAGCCGCUCAGCCCAAAUCCUCAGAGAACAUCAGCAGCAGCAGCACAGAGGGAGACGUGGCCUCCAGCUCAGGCAGGAAGUGGCAGAUAAGUCGCCAGCUGAGCAGAAACAAAGAGACUUGCAGCCGAGCCGUGGAGGAUCUGACGCAGCACGAGAUCUUCCUCUCCUUCAAAGGAAACCAGUUCAAGCGGAACGGCAUGGGCGACUUUGGCACCUUUUACUACUGAAGACUAUAUUUUUUUAAAACAUCAUCAGUUGCUCCGAGGAAUCACUCUUCGCUGACGACAUCAUAUUUUAGCUGAUUUCAUAUUAAGUGAAAUAAAUUGUGUUGAAUUAUGUGCAGAAUAAGGAUGGCUGUAAUAUUAAUUAGUGUGUUUAUAACAGCAGUGGCUUCAGAUUUUAGAUUAUUUAUUUUCUUUGGGCUCCUGAUGCAUAUUUUAAUUUUUUUUUUUCAAACUCUUUUUCAGUUCUUUUAGUUUUUGCUGAUAUCACUUCUGUUAAAUGUGAUUCUGAAGGUGGUGGCACCUGAGCACUAUAAUUGGUUUGUUUGUUCACACGUGAUAAGGUUUUUGUACAUGGUGUAAAAAGGUUAAUUUUACAAUUAUCGGGAUUUUUAGGGUUGAUUUUCCAGGGUUUUUUUUUCAAGUCUUAUGGUUGGUUCUCUGAGUGUAGCUGCAUGACGAGUGUACAAUAAGAUUUAGACGGUGAUGGAGUUCAGGUGAAGUGAUAGUUGAGGGGUUUUUGAAGUCACUUGGUGAAUGGAUGUCUGUUCUUUCACAUCUAACGUUGUCUUUAAGAAUAUGAUCACUGCUUUCUCAUCGUUACAGAGCCAGUUCUGCCGCACCAAAACCCAUAGAGAAAUGUGGUGUUUCUAAUUUUUGCCGAGUCACCAAAUCUCCCGUCAGAUAAGUUCCUCACCUUUCAAAGAUUUUUUUUUUAAUUCACUAAGUGUCAUAUUUCUGUUCACUUUGGUGGGGGAUGAAGUGUAUCGGCAAUGCGGCUGCUGGUAAUUUAUGUAGCAACACAUUGUAAAUAGAGCGACAUGAACAUAUAAUUGAACGGACGCCAUUUUACGACAAAACUGCCUGUAUUUUCAUUGUUUUAAUUUGACUUCCAAGCUGCUUGUU
This is a messenger RNA of Cynoglossus semilaevis (tongue sole), 3230 nucleotides long. RefSeq names its product SHC SH2-domain binding protein 1 (gene shcbp1). The transcript is spliced from 13 exons. Gene Ontology annotation, biological process: fibroblast growth factor receptor signaling pathway. The record is from RefSeq and is a predicted model, not a curated record. Lineage: Eukaryota; Metazoa; Chordata; Actinopteri; Pleuronectiformes; Cynoglossidae. Bases 249 to 2330 code for a protein of 693 amino acids.